Mollisia scopiformis is the source of this 1771-nucleotide messenger RNA. RefSeq lists its product as uncharacterized. The record is from RefSeq and is a predicted model, not a curated record. The coding region runs from base 1 to 1722 and encodes 573 amino acids. Lineage: Eukaryota; Fungi; Ascomycota; Leotiomycetes; Helotiales; Mollisiaceae. The transcript has 11 exons.
AUGCAUUUCAUCGUCACUCUUUUGUUCGUUUCUUGCGCUUUGGGUGCUCCACGCGACCUGUCUCGAAGGUCACAAUACGAGGCAGUAAAGAAUCCAAGGAGAGGCCGGUCCGUGAUAUUCAUCACCACUGAGUUGCAGGAGACUGUAACCAAUACCGUCUAUCAAUGUGGACUCUCUUCCAGUCUGGCAUACUCUUCUAUGUCAUCCCCUUCUAGCGAAUCUUCAUCUCAGAUCGAGGCCUCUUCAAACGCGGCCCAAUAUUCGUCAUCUUCGUCUUCUUCCACAGCUGCGAAUCCUGAUCAGGGCUCACCAAGCACUUCUUCCGUGGAAAAUGCGAGUACACCAGCAUCGACGACUUCUAGUAAUGCGGCCGUCAGCUCCUCCUCACCAGCUUCUAGUUCCGAGGCUCAAACUACAUCAAGUGUUCCAUCAAGCAGUUCAAGCCCGAAUAAUGCGGCUGUCAGCACCACGACAUCAGAGCCAAACUCUCCUGACUUGAGCAGUACCGCAGCAGCAAGCACAAUUCAAAGCUCUGCUUCUGCCACCUAUUCAAGCACGACAACUCCGGCCCCUGUCGUCCCUAUCGUCCCUAUAACCACGCUUCUGUCGACUGUUGUAGACGAUGUCACCGACUUCUCAACAGUAAAUGGGAUUUUGAUAUUAAUUUCAACCGUUGAGGAUGACGUUACACAGCAGGUAACUAUAGAAGCCGAUGUCACACAGUUCUCAACUGUGCAAGAAGUCUAUACACAGAUCUCUACAGUGGAAGAUGAUGUUACCAAAGUUGUGACUGUGCAAGCUCAGGUCACGCAAGUUUCAACUGUGGAGAACGAUAUCACUCAAGAUGUGACAAUUCAAGACCUGGUUACGCAAGUUUCUACCGUACAAGAGGAUGUCACUCGGUUUAUUACACAGCAAAUUCAGGUUACCCAAGUGAAUACCGUUGAAGCUGCCGUGACGCAGAUUGUCACGGAGCAAGUUCAAGUCACUCAAGUGGCUACUGUCGUUGAUGUUCAGACUCAAGAAUCUACUGUUAUUGAUGCUCAAACCCAAGAAUCUAUCGUUGUGGAGGUUCAGACUCAAGUAUCUACCAUUAUAGAUAUCCAGACCCAGCAGUCUACCAUUAUCAACUACCAGACUGCAGUGGUUGUGGUAACUGCUUAUGCAACAGCCCCAGCAUGCUCAGCAGUGCCAACUAUCGUGAAUGGUGACUUCGAAACAGGAGACUACAGUGGAUGGACACCUGGAGCUUUUGAUCCCAACUACAUUUCAAUCGGAAAUGGCUAUAGCGAUGGUGAUGGGAUAGAAUACUCCUACACAGGAGAAAACAGCAUUGCAAUUCAGUUCCAGCAAGGAAGACAACACGACACUGUACCUGUGACGCUCUCGCAAACCUUGGCCGUUUGUCCAGGUGCAACUUACGAUUUCGCCAUGUACGCUACCAGUGACGAUUACAACUCCGAACAGUGUUUCGCACAAAUUUGUGCUUACCCUGCAGCUGGAACUCCUCUGUGCGGAAGACCCCAGCAUCUGUUCUUUGGCGAUGAUCCGGAGUAUUCGUGGUCUCCGGUACAGCUCACGUUCCCAAACACGGACUUGUCAUCUUUAAGCCUGGAGGUAACUAUCGGAGCAUGGUGUGCCCCUCAGUUUUCAUCCUGGAGAAAUAAUUGGGAUGCUGUGUAUCUUGACUCGGUGGUUGUCACUGCUGGAGGAGGGGGAUAGACAUAAUAAGGUUUGGCACUUUGCAUGGAUACGGAUAUAGAACAUGGUG